CAUACACUCACAACCUUGAACAGCAUACAGAGAUGGCAUUGACGGGCGCAGCACCCUCAUCGCUGCCAAAGAAGAGCAAGAAGAACACAACAAAGCCUUCGGCCUCAACAGCAGCAGCUUCGCCGUCAACCGUCUUUGCAAAUCGCCUCGCCGCUCUCCAGCAGUCGCUCUCAACGUCGACGGAUCUCAACCCUCUCGCCGACCUAGUCAACCUCGUUCAAACCCAUGCCGACGACCUCAACUCAAGCGCCAUCAUCCCAGCCCUGACUCUCAUCGUACGCACCUUCACGCAUCUGAUUGAGCGCAAAUCUCUCCAGCCAUGGCCGGCAGUCCGCGCGACAGGAUACCUCGCCAUCGACGACAAGCCAGCGCAAGACCAAGUCGUCCACUCGUGGCUCAAGGAGCGAUUCAAUGAGGCACUGAAACUGCUUUCUGGUCUUAUUGCCACUCACUCGAAGGACAAGACCCGCAACGCUGCCCUCAAUGCCCUCAUGGAGCUGCAGCGCGCCACAACAGAGGCAGGAGCGGCAGCUACUACUGGUGGGGCGGCUUGGAGUGAAUGCCCGUGGAGACUCAUCGUGGGCACUGUACUCUCAGAGUCAGUCUCGGACGAGCUGCGUGCCAUGUUCGUGCAGGACUGGGUAGAGAAGUACGCCGAUGUGAAGCUGGCGUUCUUGCGAUCCCUCAACACCGUCCUUUCGGCUCCUACAUCUUCUGGAGCGGCGCCGCCUCGAUCUGCUGCUCUGUCGAUCCUUGUCGCCAUGAGCAACCCGCCGGCAAAGAAGGUGGAGAUCAAGUCGAGCGACUUCUUUGUCAAGGUCUUCUCAACAGCGCCUGAGGCGUCCUCGUCGACUGGAGGCAAGGCGAGUGGGCCCAAGGGAAAGGGAUCCAAGGCGGCCGCCAAGAAGCGCAAGAUCACUCAGGAUGGGGACAGCGCUUCUGGAUCCGACGAUGAAGAUGACGAUGAUGGUGUCAUUUACUUCUCUGACUCAGGUGAAGAGGACGAGACGAACACGGUGCCCAGCCGACUCGAUGGUGCGCACAGCAAGGGUGACGGAUCUUCGCGCAAGCGUCGGCGUGGCGGUAUGGCCUCGAUGCCCUUCCACCAAGCCCUCUACGAGCUCAAAGCCUGGCGCGCAUCGACCGAAGCCGUCUGGCUGACCCUCAUCCUACAGGCCUCCCCAAAGUCAUCGUCUGUGGACGCGCAAAGCUCGGCCACUGGCCUGUCGUUGGGUCAAAUCAACACUAUUCUCCGCAUAAUGGAGAAGCGCGUCCUUCCUUACCUCUCCCGUCCGCAGCUGAUAGCGGACUACCUGCUGGAUUGCCUCGACGUCGGCGGACCGACGGCUCUUUUGUCCCUGUCUCCGCUCUACUCGCUCUACAUCAGCGCCUCCCUCUCCCUUCCCACCCUCUACACCACGCUGUAUGGCCUGCUCACCCCUUCGCUGCUGCACAGCCCGCAUCGCUCCCACUCGCUGCGGAUGCUCAGCCUUUUCCUCUCCAGUGAGAAGUUAAGCCUCGCAACUGUGGCUGCCUUUGUCAAGCGGCUGGCUAGGUGUGCACUGAGAGGCCCGCCCGGUGGUGUCAUCCCAGUGGUGGUGAUGACGUACAAUCUUCUCAAGAACCACAGAGAGGGGAUGGCGUUGCUCCAUCGUGAGAUGUCGGAUGAUGAGGUCCCGGAGGGUGGGUGGAAGGAUCCCUACGAGGAGGACGACCCGUCCUGCCCGCCCUCGGCGAGCAGGGCAGUGGACUCGUCCCUCUUCGAAUUUGUGUCACUGGGAGCACAGCCGACCGAGCCGACCGCCUCUACGUCCACGUCUCAGGGCAGCAGAGAGUUGGAGUCGCAUUACCACUCCCCCACCUCUACGCUUGUCCGCAUGUUGGCUCAACCGUUCACAAAGACAGGGUACGAUCUGGAAGAGUUCCUCGACCACUCCUAUGCCACGUUGCUUAGCACCGAAGUGAAGCGCACGCUCGACGAGAGCGAAGCUGCAACCAAGAGGAGGAACAAAGCUCCAGCUCCAGCGGUAAGGCACAGUGUGCCGGGCAGCUCAACAAGGACCGGUCCUGAUGGCAAGAAGAAGACUAAGAUGCCCAGGGUCUUUCCUCGUACGGUAGGCGGGAAUGCGGGAAUUGCGGGGAAGGUGGCGGAGGUGGUUGGCGCUGAGACCGGUACGGCCCGGCUCGGUGCCGGCGCAUACGGUGCCGCUGGUGAUGGUGAUGCGACAAUGCUCGAUCCCUCACUUGCACAAGCACAGCCCGACGACGACGAUGCGGAGCCCCACGAAGCUGCUGCCUCCGACGACGACGAAGAAGAAGAAGACGACAGUGUCAAUGAGGACAAUCUAGACGAUGAGGAGCGGGAGGCACGCGAAGCUAUGCGGGAGGUCAAACGCGAGGAGAGGCGACGUCUCGCACGGGAGGCUGAGCUUGCGAGGAAGAGGAAGGACGAGGAGGGGAGACUCAGGAGGGAGAUGGACACUAUGGGGUUGGGGGUGUUCUGA
Messenger RNA from Jaminaea rosea, 2504 nucleotides. RefSeq lists its product as hypothetical. The transcript has a single exon. Gene Ontology annotation, biological process: ribosome biogenesis. Gene Ontology annotation, cellular component: nucleolus; Noc4p-Nop14p complex; small-subunit processome. The record is from RefSeq and is a predicted model, not a curated record. The coding region runs from base 33 to 2504 and encodes 823 amino acids. NCBI's taxonomy places the organism in Eukaryota, Fungi, Basidiomycota, Exobasidiomycetes, Microstromatales.